Molecule: messenger RNA, 1089 nt
Organism: Daphnia pulicaria
Lineage: Eukaryota; Metazoa; Arthropoda; Branchiopoda; Diplostraca; Daphniidae
Product: dihydrofolate reductase-like
Exons: 2
Coding region: 257-865 (202 amino acids)
Biological process (GO): glycine biosynthetic process; tetrahydrofolate biosynthetic process; dihydrofolate metabolic process
Cellular component (GO): mitochondrion
Molecular function (GO): NADP binding; dihydrofolate reductase activity
Source: RefSeq, a predicted model, not a curated record
CAAGUAAACUUGUUUUUAUUUUGUUUUUGUUGGAUAUUAACUUACCUACACCGAACUUGGGUUUUGUUGGCUAGUCUAGUAAUCAAUAAUUUUCAUUUCUCCCGUGUUCUGGACACGACUGGUUUGGAAGUGAAAUUUGCUUUGAAGCACUGCGAACUGCGAAGUAUCAGACCUGUUCUAGAGAAUUUAAAACGUUGUAUUAAUUACGGGGUUUGAUUGAAAAGUCUAAACGCAAAAUGAAAGUAAUAGGUCUGACAUGGACACAUCGGAAAUCGAAUUCCCUCGGCUGGAACUAAUGGUCGCAACCGAUUUAAAACUGGGAAUUGGAAAGGAAAAUAAAAUGGCCUGGCACCUGCCAACCGAAUUUUCCUACUAUCGACGGAUGACUACGUGCGCAAAUGGAUCGGAAAAAGUGCACGCCUCCAUAUUCGCUACCAAGACCUGGCAGUCCAUCCCACCGGAAAUGAAACCUUGGGGCAAUACCAUAUGUUUCAUUUUGAGUCGCUCCAUGACGGAAGAUGAUGUGCGAAACUACAGCGACGUCUACGUCCAUUCAAGUCUUGAAGAAAUCAUUGCUCACAUGCGUCAAACAGAUAUGAGAAAACGUAUCGAUCGGGUCUGGAUGCACGGAGGAGGGUUUGGCUACAAGGAGGCCCUUCGUUCAAAGCAUUUCUACCGAUUGUAUCAUACCAAGAUCGACGCUGAAUUUUCGUGCGAUGUGUUUUUCCCUAGAUACGACGAAUGCCAACUUCAAAUAGUUGACGAUCCCGAUGUCCCUCAAGGGAUUCAACUGGACCGCGGUAUCAGUUAUCAAAUCCAUGUCUAUGAAACCACUGGCGUUUGCCCUUUACUCGAUGCUCCUUGAGCCCAAUUUAAUGUCCUAACCUGCAAAAUGAUUGAAAUCGAUAUUUCAUUAUGAUGCUCUCUAACGGAAACAUGUCCCAGUGUUUGUAACAGUAACCUGAUUUAUUAUUUGAUGACUCAAAAAACAUUCCCGAGCAAAUAAACGAAUCGACGAUAUUGCGGGAAAGUAGGACACCAAUCAAACAAGUUGGGUUGUGAGAAAAUAAAUAAUGGGAAAUCGAAAAC